UCUCUCUCUCUCUCUCUAAAGCUGAAACCCACCCACUAUCUGAUUCCAACUGUUACAUGUACAAGUGUAGGGAUUGAUUUGCUUCUCAUCUCUUUGGUUUGGUUUGGUUUCAUAUAGUGGACUCUCACACCAAACUCAUUUCACCCUAUGUUGGCCAACAACAACCACACCAACACUACUGCCUCUGCUGCACCACCUCCUCCCUCUUCUUCCUCCGAUCACCACCACCAUGCCUUCAAUCCCGUAGAUAAUGGAGCUGCACCACCGCCGCCCACCGCAAACAAAAGAAAACGCCGACCCGCCGGCACCCCAGAUCCGGAUGCAGAAGUGGUGUCCUUAUCCCCCAAGACAUUACUUGAAUCAGACCGUUACGUGUGCGAGAUCUGCAACCAGGGCUUCCAGAGGGACCAGAAUCUUCAGAUGCACAGAAGAAGACACAAGGUUCCCUGGAAGCUGCUGAAGCGGGAAAUACAGGAUCAGGUGAAGAAGAGAGUGUUUGUCUGCCCGGAACCGAGCUGCCUCCACCACGACCCUUGUCACGCCCUCGGCGAUCUAGUCGGAAUCAAGAAACACUUCCGGCGAAAGCACAGCAACCACAAGCAAUGGGUGUGCGACAAGUGCUCCAAAGGCUACGCCGUACAAUCCGAUUACAAGGCGCAUCUCAAGACCUGUGGAACCAGAGGACAUUCCUGCGACUGUGGCCGUGUGUUUUCCAGGGUGGAGAGUUUCAUUGAGCACCAAGACACUUGUAGCGUGCGACAUGUUAUCCGGCCAGAAUUGCAGGCACUUCAGCCGGCGGCGGCCUGUUCAUCACGGACAGCAUCGAGCACGAGCCCCUCCAGCGACGGCCAUUUCAGUAUUAAUAACAACAAUGCAUCUCUGCCGAUGCCCGGAUUACCAGUAAUGCCGAAGCCGAAUGAGCAUUCCGUCGUCUUUAUAAGCUCCCACGAGCGGCGGGAGGGUAACCGUUCCACUUCUAAUCACCAUCACCAUCACCAUCAUCAACAGCAACAGCCACAAGAUCAAGAACAAGAGCAUAUGUUGGAACUUAAACUCCUUCCAUCGUCAGACGCACAAACCUCCCCUCGAAACGAACAAGAAAACUGCGGAACGCAUUUGAAACUUUCCAUCGGCGGCUCAUCACGGGGUGGUGGUGGUGAUCAGAAGAACGAAUCGCCUCGAAGCUCUUCGAGGGAAAUGUUGAACGCGAACAUUGGUAUUAUUGGUGGUAGAGCGAGUUGGGAGGUAACGAGGCUGAAAGACUUCGCCUCGGAGGAGUUGAAGUUGGCCAUGUCGGAGAAGGCCUACGCCGAAGAAGCGAGACGGGAAGCCAAGCGGCAAAUAGAGAUGGCGGAGGUGGAGUUCGAAAACGCAAAGAGAAUCAGGCAACAAGCGCAGGCGGAGCUUCAGAAGGCUCAGCUGCUUAAAGACCAAUCCAGCAAGAAAAUCUCCUCCGCCAUUAUGCAAAUCACUUGUCCCUCUUGCAAGCAACACUUCCACGCCGGAGUGGGACCCUCCGACGAGACGACGACGACGUCGCUGGGCAUGAGCUACAUGUCCUCCGCCACAACCGGAGAAGGAGAAGGAGAACAAUGAUCGAGGAUGGUGAUGAUCAUUACGACGACGACCACAACAACAUGCACUAGGUGUUGAUUAAAGGGGGCAUUCAAUUUGUUUGUUUUUUUGUUUUUGUUUUCACAUGCAGUAAGGCGUAUUUAAGCAGAUCCCAUUAUCUUUUUUCCUCUACUUUUUGUCAGUUAAUUAUUACUGCUGUA
Messenger RNA from Argentina anserina (silverweed cinquefoil), 1775 nucleotides. Its product is annotated as zinc finger protein SHOOT GRAVITROPISM 5-like. The transcript has 3 exons. The record is from RefSeq and is a predicted model, not a curated record. Gene Ontology annotation, molecular function: DNA-binding transcription factor activity. Gene Ontology annotation, cellular component: nucleus. NCBI's taxonomy places the organism in Eukaryota, Viridiplantae, Streptophyta, Magnoliopsida, Rosales, Rosaceae. Bases 148 to 1596 code for a protein of 482 amino acids.